Molecule: messenger RNA, 6333 nt
Organism: Spinacia oleracea (spinach)
Lineage: Eukaryota; Viridiplantae; Streptophyta; Magnoliopsida; Caryophyllales; Amaranthaceae
Exons: 5
Coding region: 4672-6333 (553 amino acids)
Source: RefSeq, a predicted model, not a curated record
UGUUUUUUCUUGGUUUGAUUGUCAAGGGGGAAUUAUUUUUCAAAAUGUAUUUUAUUAUGGGGGUGGGAUGGGGGCGGGGGGUGGAGUAGGAAAGAAGGCAAGGUGGCCUUUAGUGAUCAUGUGCAUGUAGCAAUUAAUGCGAACUUACAGGAGGUUUAAUUUUUAAGUUUUUUAAUGUGGUUAGUUGAGUGUUGUAAUUUAGUCCCAAUGUUUUUCGACCAAAAUUGUGCCAGGGAACUUUGAAAUAAUCCUCAUUCCAAAUUAUACGUGUUCGAUUCCAAACCAUUUGUGUCUAAUAUGACAUGCUUUUUAUGGGUUGGGAGGAGCUGUUUGGUUGAACUAGUUCAGUGUUUGCUCAAACUAAACUGUACAACACAUUUGAUUGCCAAGCUGUUUGUGUCUAAGUAAUACACAUGCUAUUCCUGGAUUGGGAGAAGGGCUGUUAAGAUGAUCAUGCUGAGUGUUGACUUGUGUUAACCUUAAGUACGUGCUCUGGAUCCUCGACACUCAGACAAGUGUCAACAUGGGUAGGACCAACAGUUCAUUUUGCUCCAGCAUCGUGGAAACUUAUCACAAAAUAGCGUGUCAGACUCUUGGACAUAUACUCGCUUUGGACACGAGUACCUGAGUAACAUAGGUGUUGAUAAUUAAUCCCUUUAUUUUUUAUUUUUAAUUGGUAUGCCACAUUUAGGUGGUUGAUCAGGGGUUUCUGCCUUGAGUAUUGUGGUGGUUAUACAUUUAUUUUGUAAUUUAACAUGAUCUGAACUUAUAUUCUUUAGUCUGUUAUAGUGUUACUUUCAGUUGCCAGACUUGUCAUCCAGUAAUAUAAGACGUGGAAUACACAGUGUCCCAAUCUGCAAGUUAACUUAUAUUUACUUAUUUUGAGUUUAUAUGCUUUUUAUUUAUUCAAAUGCUAACAUUUUCUGGGGUUAUUAUUAAUAAACAUUGCUUGUUGGAUGGAUUUCUGCUUUUCUGUUUGCUAUGCACAUGCUAAGUUGCUAGGAUGUAAUGUAAAAUAGAACUGGCCCUUACCUCAAGGAUGAUAGUUUAUUAUGAUUCAUUUUUUUAAAUAUCUUAGAUGUUCUUGUACUUUUCUGGAAGUGUUCGCUUAUUUCUGGAGUGCUAUUUUCGUUAUUGCUGUUUAUAUGGGAUUAACUAAAUCAACUAACAUUUAGGAAGUUCUUAUUGAUUUAUGAUUCAUGUCAAAUUUCAUCUGGAAAGCAACUCUAUAUGUGUUAUAUGAGCUUCUUUAUGUAGCAUUUGCAAUUGGCACAUAGGCAGCCAUAAUUGUGGUAGAUAGUGUUUCUUGGCAGGCUCUUUGAUUUGAUUUAGAUGUGUUUCUUUUUUUUUUCUUUUUCUUUCUUUAAUCUCAUGUGCAUGGGGAGAUUGAGUUCAACGGGGGAUCUUCUAUGUUCUUGCUCUAUGGAGUUUCUGGGUAGAAGAAAGAUUAGGUGGGACUUGGUUUUUAGAGCCAUUACACAAGGGUGUUUCGGUUUUGGUCAUUUACAAGAUCAAACAUAGAGCCUUAAUCCCAUAUGUAAGGUACUAAGGUAUUUUUACAUGACCAAGAUAUCAUCUCAUCAUCCCUUGAGGUCAUCUGUAUGUAGCCUUUUUCCAGUCCUUUCUACCAAGCACCAUAUGCUGUUGGAUCCUGUUAAUAACCUCAAUCCAUGUCAAUAUGUCAUUCUUGGCCUCCUUUGGCUUCUUUGUGAUGAUUUUUUGUGGCUGUAUGGCACCAUUGAAGGGAAUUAGCUUUGGCAAUCCUCACAAAGAACGCAGAGCAGAGAAAUGCCAUGCCCAUGAAAUUCAUCUUAGAGGUCUUUUUUCUCCUUGGGUAUUUGUUAGGUAUUUUGACUAUUUCAUUGCUUAUAUUUUUCUACAGAACACCAACCCCCCCCCCCCCCCCCCCCCCCCGUCCUGCACCUCUAUUUAUUUUCAAGUCAUUGUUCUCUAUCCAUCUUCAAUUCAUCAUACUUUAUUUCAACAGUUUGGGGGGUAGCAGGAAUGAGUUGUUAGAAAUUUCCAUGUUAGUUUGGGCUUUUCCUUAAUUCUACUUUUACUAAGGUGGAAGGGGUCUCAAUUCUAAUGAAAAUUUUGCUUGGAUUUAUAGUAUUAUUCAUCUUUUUUAUUACGCAUAUCACAUGUCUUGUUAGUGGAUGAUGGUUAUCCAUUUGUUACUAUGGUGUAGGUUGGUUUUUAAGGAAACAAUUUUUCAAUAGUGUUGGGGCCAGGUCAGCAUGUGUGCGGCUCCUAUGGGUUUUGGUAGACAUGUAGGACAGAAAGACCUACGGAGGUAAUUGGUUUUUGCUAAAUUGGAGUUCUUUGUAUUGCAAAAUAAAAUGAAGGGGGUCACCAGACAUGUGUUUCUAGUGAAGAAUAAUUAUGGGAAAUGAUAGUGACGACAGUGUAUUAAACUAUUAACAUUGCUAUGUGUGAUACUCAAUGGCCUCAUGGGGUGUCUCUGGUAAGUCUUUGUUAGAUCUAAGUGGGAUUGGAGAUCCUUCUUUUAUAUUCUAUCAAUUUAUGAACUUCAGGUUUACCUUCUUUGUUAUUUGUUUUAUACCUUUAUGCAUUCAUGAAGUUGUUUCCUAAACAGAGAAAUUUAUUCUCUGUAAGAACAUGGUUACAGCAUUCCCUUGAAAUUCCAGCUAGUUUGCCACCUGAUUAUUGGGCGUAAGGUCACAAUGCAUAAUAAAUACUUUGGCUUGCUUGUAUGGUAUGGAUUCGAAUAAUUGGAAUUCAUUGCUUGUAUCAUCCCAUGUUUUUCUUCUAGUGGGAACCAGAUUUAAGGAUAUAAUUCUGAUGCGUACAUGGUGUAGGAACUUUAUUUUCUAUUGCCUUACCUUAUAGUUCUGUUUAUGUUUCCUUCAAACUGCCUCUUUUGUUUAAAGGCUGGGGGGAGGUGGGAUGGGGUGGAAGCUAAGUCGCAUGCAUUAUACAAUUUAUACCUCCACUGCUUUAGCUUUGCGGUUGUUUAUUGGUUUGGUUACUGUACUCUUUUAUCCUGUCUAGUUCUCUUUGAUACCAGAGCUUGCUAUGGUGUUUUACUUUUGUUUUUCAUGACAUACUGUUCACGUAAUAUAAAUUUAUUUGCUAUGUUAACAUUGUCCAAGAGGCCAAAGCUUCCAUAUAUGGUUGUUUUGUAAUAAGGUAAUUGUUGGCUAUUGCUUGUGAUGAUCUUCUUCAAGGACCAAUGAAUCAGAGGUAUGGCUGUCUUUUUAUCCACCACCCUAAGGCUGUUGUAGAAUGAUACUGAGAAUACUGUUUGAAUUGGUGUCUUAGGGUAGGCUUGGGUCAGUUUGAUCUUGUUCAAAUGAGGAUUCUUUGGGAAGAAGAAAAGAGUAUGAUGUUGAACAAUGGUGUCUUUUGCAAUUAUGCCCUGCAUUUGACAAUUAGCUGCAUAAUAGAAAUUUCUAGGAUGGAUACUUUGCCAAGCAUUUGACUAAAGGAUGUAAUGUCCUUUGACCUUGAGGGCUGAGGCUGCAGCAGAAUUUUCUUUCAUUAGUGAAAUUGUUAUUACAUCGAGGACAGUCUUUUUAAAUCUGGGAUGUAGUUCUGGUUGAGACAACGGUUACAGAACCACUUUGACGGACAAUGCAGAUGGUUUGCAGCUAUCGUGGCCUAAUAUCCUAUUGCGGUAAGCUCAAAACCUGGGAUGCAGUUCAUUAGUGACAUUUGUUAUUAUGGAGGAUGCUGCUCAUUAGUGACAUUGUUAUUACAUUGAGGACAGUCUUUUUAGAAUAGUAAGCUUUUGCUCUUCAGACAACUUCUGUUCUUCUGACAUAUAGCUUGGAUAUUUAUUUUUCAAUUUUUGUUAUAGUCCCAAAUAUUUAAAAUUUGUUCUAGUAAACUUAAUGGGGGAUUGAACUUAAUAAGGAGGUUUGCACCUACCAAGGUUAUGAGCCUUGGCAAGGUGUGACGUAACUAAAACAAUGUUUGGUUUGGGGGCAUUUUCCAGGAAAGCGAUUUUCCCGUUUUCCUCUAUUUGGUUUUUAAAUGAUGGAACUUAGUUCUCCCAAGAGUGGAGCCAUGGGAAACAGUUUUGCAAAGAAUAGAAGGCACAUUCUCCUCCUGAGUCCUUACCUUCCUCUUCCUCUCCUAUCAUCCACCCUAUUUCCUAUUUCUUUUUUCUCUCUAACUUUUCUGGCAAAAAACCAAAUAAAUGAAAACUAAUAAACUAUUGUGAUUUCCAUUGUUUAAUGUUAUGUCAAACCAAACAUAGCUUAAGGCAUUCUUGCUUUUUUGUUGCAGGAAAAUUGUUGUCACUUGGACAAAGGUGGUCACUGCCAUGGGAGAGAGGCCUUGGAGAAGGGAGGGGUGAAAAUCAAAGGCAUAGAGUCAUAGAUGAUGCCCAUAAUGCUGCUAACUAUGAGGUGAUCGUGAAAUGCAGAUGGAGGGGAAAGUUGAGAGGUAGAUGGAAUUGGUCUAAGAAGUUUUCUUCAGUCUCUUUAAACUUUAAAGCCACCAUUUUCCUUUGCUUAGCAAAUGUGUCUAUUUUGAUAUGAUGAUAUCUAUAUAUUUAUUUAUUCUGGUUAGCCUUUUCAAGGACUUGCUUUUUGAGAAAAAGAAGAUGAGGAAUAGCUAUGUAGCUUUGAGAAGCAUCUUCUUCGUUUAAUCCCAUCCGAGCUUCAAUGGAUUUAUUGAUUCUGUAGCUUCUAUGCUGGUAUCAAAAUGGCUAGAACAAAAAAUGCAGCGAAGACAUCUGAGGAUGAUCCUCAUAUUAAGAAUGCAGAUCCUGAUUUAGUGAAACAGACACAAGAAGUUGCUGCUGAUGUAGGGUAUGAGGCUGUUCCGUCCAGAAAAGGGACAAAGAAAACACAAAAAGUGAAGUUGGAGUAUGUAGAGCCUGAUGGUAAAACAAUUGAGUUGGAUAGGGAUUUUACACCCAUCUGUAGACCAGAAGCUCUCAUUAAUAUGCUAUCUAUCAUCAAGGAGAAAGACAAACAAGUCAAGGCCAUAACUGAAAUUGGAUUUGGUGGCCUGCUGUCUAUUCGUCUUCCUGGUAUUAACAAGAAGCUUAUUUGCUGGAUUCUUGAGAAAUUUAACAGUGUUGGUCAUAUGCUGCAGUUUGGGGAAGGCCGGAAAUAUGGUGUGCAGCUAUAUGAUUAUGAUGUGUAUGACGUGUUUAGGCUGCCCUUGGUGAAAGGUGUUGAUGUUGAAGAAACACCCAGGAAGAGGGUUGAGGGAGAUGGAACGUUUGAAAUGAUCCAGAGGUGGUUUAGAAAAUAUAACAAAAAAGACAAUGUGCAAUCUGCUUCUUUGUCUGAGGUGGAGAUUUAUCUUGCAAAUACUAACGAGUACGGAGACGAAUUCAAGCGUGCGUUUGUGAUUUACGCUUUAGGUGUUUUCUUGGCUCCCACGUCUAACCGUUUGGUAGACAUUAAGCUUCUUAAGGCAGUAGAGGAUGUUUCAAAAAUUGCGAAACAAAAUUGGUGCAAGUACGUGCUUGACCAUUUGGGGUUGGCUGUAUGUAGGUGGAACGAAAAAAUUACUAAUACUAGAGUUGGCGGUUGUUUACAAUUUUUGGAGAUUAUAUAUCUUCAAAGAGCUUUAUUCCGUGGUGUAAGUCCGCCCAAGGAGAUUCCGCUUGUGCAACAUUGGUCUCCUGACGAAGUAUCUGAACGUGUAGCUGCUGAGGUGAAAAUGGGUUUUGGGCUAGCUGCUGUUGAUUUAACGAGCUAUCCUUUGUCAAAGUCUCUUGGUGAUUUGUCGGGGAUACCUCAUUCUGCAUCGGGAAGUAAGAUGAUUGAGUUUGCUAUUCCUGAAGGUUUUCAGACAAAUGAUGAUAUUGAAAAGAGCUGCGAUGAUGAGUUGGAAGUAGCAUUGAAAAAGUAUUGCCGGGAUUUAUACAUUGUUUCCAAUUUUCAUCAGCAGCAUAUCAGUACGUUAAAGAAGGGAAGACAACAAUUGUCAGAUAGUCCUGGUUAUGGAGAUCCGGUAUUUUUGGAGAUUAUAGACUCCAUUGUUGCAUAUGCUGAAGAUCUGAAGAAAAAUAACAGUUGUGCUGCCGGUGCUGGUAAUGAUGCAUCUGAAAAGAAUGGUGUUGCUUCUGGUCUUGCCGGUGCUGGUAAUGAUGCAGGUGAAAAGAAUGGUGUUGGUGUUGCUUCUGGUUCUGUCGGUGCUGGUAAUGAUGAGGCUGAAAAGAAUGGUGCUGCUUCUGGUGCUGCCGGUGUUGGUAGUGGUGCAGGUGAAAAGAACGCUCCUGCUUUUGGUUCUGUUGGUGAUGGUAGCGGUGCAGAUAAAAGAAUGAUGCUGCUUCUGGUUCUGUUCCUUCAACGAGUGAUACAUCUGGUGGUCGUCAACCAGAAAAUGAUAAUCUUUGUUGCAGCAUAG